Messenger RNA from Rubroshorea leprosula, 2635 nucleotides. The record is from the annotation of a GenBank genome assembly. NCBI's taxonomy places the organism in Eukaryota, Viridiplantae, Streptophyta, Magnoliopsida, Malvales, Dipterocarpaceae.
AGGUAAUUAAUCUCUACGCUUCUCUCUCUGCAAUUACUCCUUGAGGGCAUCUCUCUCUAGAACAUUGAGUAUUGCUGACUUGAGCGUUGGAGUGUUUUCCCCGAGGAAACAUCAUCGGGAUUUUCAGGUGUAGAAGCAGCUGAAGACUUCAACAGUGUUGGAUUGUGAAGCUGCCGAAACAUUGGCGCCGUCUGUGGGAACCGAACAAGAAGUUGCGUAACUUAACCUGCUGAAAGACAAAAUGGUUCGAACUUUUACAGGAGGUCACCCCCCAAGGAAUGAGGUGAACGAACAGGAGGACGCUCAAGUAUCUGAGCCCGGAUUGAAUGAUUUUAGGCCAAUGCCAAGAAACCUCUUCGUCGGGGGAGCCGAACAGGACCACCUAAGUGAAACAGAUGACGAGAGAACACCAACUGGAUACGCAACCCAACCUGAACAGUUCCAAGUUCCAACAGGAACAAGACAAAGACCUUCUAGACCGUACAAUUCACAACGUGAACGACCUGAAAGGUCAACAGAACCUGCUCGGACAACCGAGCUCGAAGGGAGAACUAGAGUUCUCGAAAUGGCAAUGGGUAAAAUCCUUGCUCGCCUAAUUCCUGAUGACCCCCUGAUUCCUUUGCUGAACAGGGACACACAACCAGCUGCGGUUGUUGCAACUAGAAACUCCCCCGCUCUAAGCAAUAUAGUAGUGCCGACCAGGCCAAGGGGAAGUGGGAAGUUGAACAUCGAGCCCAGCUCGUCUAAACACAGUGAAGAACUGAUGAGAAAGAACGCAGACCUCGAAAGACAGCUGCGGGACAUACAAAAGUCUAUAGACGAGCUGAAAAGUCCCAGGUCUCAUCAACAGACUCUGGAUUUGGAUAGCGCACCACUAAACUUAUCCAUUACGGCAGAGCCGUAUCAAGAGGGAUUCAAAAUUCCCCACCUGGAGACGUACGAUGGCACGGGUGACCCUGAUGAACAUCUGCACACCUAUCAAGCCAUCAUGAGAAUCCAAAACGCCAAUGAUGCCAUGAUGUGCAAAGUGUUCCCAGCAACACUAAAAUCGACAGCCAGGAGGUGGGAUUACAUGCAGCGGUUCAACAAAGCCACCUUGGACAUUGAUAAUGUCCCAGACACGAUUUGCCUGUCCGCCCUGUUGCAUGGGUUGAAGUGUGGCCGGUUCCUAGACGACCUGCUUGAAAACCCACCAAAGACGUGGAAUGAGGUGAAUGACAGGUCGGCCAGCUUCAUACUAUCUGAAGACUUUCAGUCGUCCAAGCGACGAGCUGAUGACAAGCCGAACAAAGGCCAGGAACAGCAACCGAGAAGAGAAGAGAAGAAGAAGCAGAAGGUCAGCGAGCAAUGGGGGAAGCCAGCUGAGUUCCCAAAAUAUGCCAAUUACAUCCCUUUGACCUUACCGAGGUCUCAAAUCCUGGCACAAAUCCAGCACUGGGUUAGGAGACCCCCACCCCCUCUGCAUGACUCCCCGAGGGCAGACAAGAGCAAACAUUGUGACUACCAUCGUGUAUAUGGCCACAAUACAGAGGAUUGCCAACACUUGAAGGACGAGCUGGAGUUUUUGGCUCGCAACGGGAAGCUAGAAGGGUAUGUUCAGAAGUCUCACCCUCAGCACCCCACUCAAACCCAUUUUGUACAGGCAUACGACCGACCUCAAGGACAGAGGUACCAGCACGGUGGGACGCAAGAUGCCUAUCAGGAUAACCAGUAUCCUUCUGAGCAGGGCAGAGCAUACCGAGGACGUCCGUUCAACAGAAGAGGGCAGGGACCGAGAACUACCGCCCUGAAUCAAAAGGACAAGAAAGGGGUAGGCUAUACUAGGAUACCCCCACCCUCUGGUACCAUCAACAUGAUAUCAAGCGGUGUUCACUCCGGGGGCCAAAGCGCCCGAGCCCGCAAGGCCUACGCCCGACAGGUGAUGACUGUCAACAAGAACAGACCCUUAAAGCGACCAUUUGAGGAAGCGGAAUGGGAGAAUACACCUAUUACAUUUAGCCCGGCAGACUACAAGCGAGCAGAAGGAGAGCCUGACAUUAUGAUGCCCCAUGCAGAUCCUUUUGUGGCAACGGUUCAUAUAGGCAAUCAUAAUGUCAACAAGGUGUUUAUUGACACUGGCAGCUCACCGGAUAUCCUGUACUGGAGUUGCUUCCAGAAGAUGCAGCUGGAUCCGAGCUCGCUGCAGAGGCACGAGGGGCCAAUAUAUGGGUUUGAUAACCAGCCCGUUCCGGUAGAGGGAGUUAUCACUCUUCCUAUAUAUGUGGGCUCAGAACCACGCUUCAGGAUGGCUUCCGUCACCUUCCUGGUCGUUAAGAUGGAAUCAGCUUUCAAUGCUAUAUUAGGAAGAGCCACCCUGUGCGAGCUGAAGGCUGUCAUCUCGCAACCCCACCUCUGCAUGAAAUUCCCAACUCCUCGGGGGGUAGGAGUGAUCAAGGGGAAUCAAAAGAUGGCUAGAGCCUGUUAUCAAGACACGUUCAAGAAGGUCGAGCUCGUCGCAGUCCCGGCGAGUGUCGAAGGUCGAAUGCCAACCCAGCUAAGUCAACAGACAAUGAGUAUAUCAGACAAUGAGUAUAUCAGACAUUGAGCAUCGACCUGAGGGCGUUGAGCAGAAGGCAGAGCCAGUAGAGCCAGUGGA